AUGAAUAAGCUUCCUUCGCUUAAAGAAUUACAUUUAUUGAGUUGUAAACUUGUUCAGUUUGCUCCUCUAGAUCACGUCAAUUUCACUUCUCUCUCAGUUCUUGACAUUUCGUGGAACAACUUCAAGUCUUUCCUACCCAAAUGGAUAUCAAAUCUCAGUAGUCUUGUUUCACUUGAUCUAAGUUAUAAUCAUUUUCAAGGUCCAAUUCCGUGUGCUCUUCAAAACAUGUCAGCCCUUUCAUAUCUUCACCUAACAAGCUCAGGUUUCAAUUCUUCAACCAUACCCAGUUGUCUCUACACUCUCCACAAUCUUCAACAUUUGACCCUUCGUAAUCUUGGCUUAAAUGGGGGAAUCUCAAAUAAUAUUGCCAACCUAACAAAUCUUGUUUCGAUCGACCUUUCCAACAAUGAGCUGGAUGGAAGAAUACCAAGAUUGAUAGGAAACCUUUGCAAUUUGGAAAAAAUCAAUCUUUCCGGCAAUAAACUUGCUGAAAAUAUAUCAGAAAUCUUUGAGAGCUUCUCUGGUUGUCUCAUGGAUAGUUUGAUUUCAUUGGAUUUGUCGUAUAAUAAAAUUUCAAGUCAUUUGACGGAUAAAAUUGUAAAACUAAGAAAUUUGUCGUUCAUUGACCUUUCUAUAAACUCGAUCACUGGUCCUAUUCCAGAGUCCAUAGGAAAUUUAUCUUCAUUAACAAUGCUAUACAUUCAAUACAAUAAAAUAAGCGGAACUCUUCCAAAGAGUAUGGGAUUGCUAUCAAGUUUGCAAGUACUUAGAAUAUCUGAUAAUCACUUGGAAGGCAAUGUAUUGGAGGAUCACUUUGCAAAUCUAGCAAAUCUAAAGAUUUUGGAAAUGGAUGAUAAUAAUUUCACAUUGAAUUUUGCAACAGAAUGGAUUCCCCCUUUUAAUCUUUACGAAAUAAGGCUGAGAUCUUGCAUCGUAGGACCCCAAUUCCCCAAAUGGCUCAAAUCCCAAAAAAAGUUAAGUUGGGUUGAUCUCUCUAAUGCUAAACUUUCAGACACCGUUCCAGAUUGGUUUUGGAGUUGGUCUUCACAGUGUAUUUACCUGAAUCUCUCUCACAACCAACUCUAUGGAACACUUCCUCAUAUUCUUUUCACGGGUAAUAUCUCAAUCAUGGACCUUCGCUCCAAUCUUUUCCAUGGUUCAUUGCCUCGUUUAGUAUCCUCCCCUGCUCAGCUUGAUCUUUCAAACAAUUUCUUCUCUGGAAACAUUACCCAUUUCCUAUGUCGUUCUCAGUUCUUAGGGAUCUCUGUUCUUCAUCUUGGUAACAAUUUUUUAUCAGGAAACAUUCCAAACUGCUGGGAGAAUUGGGAAUCACUACAAGUUCUAAGCUUGGACAACAAUAAUUUGUCUGGCAUGAUACCAACCUCCAUGGGGUCUCUAACCAUAUUAGUAUCGUUGCAUUUACGAAACAACAGCCUUUCCGGAGUGAUUCCUCGGGCUCUUCAGAGUUGCUUGGAGUUGAGAGCUUUAGAUCUCAGUCUAAAUGCCUUCCAUGGAAAAAUACCAGCAUGGAUUGGGAUGAGCCUAUUGAAACUAAUGACUCUCAACCUUGGGAACAAUGAGAUAAGUGGCCUAAUCCCGAAGGAACUUUGUCAUCUUUCAUAUCUUCAAAUCAUGGACAUCAGCAAUAACAACUUAAGUGGGUCUAUACCUCAUUGUUUUGGCAAUUUUACGUCCAUGGCUACCAAGAGGGACCUAUCACAACGUUUUCAUUUUAUCUUUAACAAAGGCUACGCUAUCGCGAUUCUCGAGAAUGCAUAUGUGAGAACUAAAGGAAGCGAGCUCUAUUAUGAUACCAUCUUGGCACUCAUGACUAGCAUCGACCUCUCUAACAACAACUUAUCCGGAGAAAUCCCUGAAGAAAUCACCAACCUCUUUGCACUGAGGUCUCUCAAUCUCUCAAUAAACCAUCUAAGAGGAACCAUCCCAGACAGAAUCGGAGGCAUGAAGGAUUUGGAGUCUCUUGAUCUCUCAAGGAACCAACUCUGGGGACGAAUACCACCGUCCAUGUCGGAGUUAUCGUUCCUAAGUUACUUGAAUUUGUCUUACAAUAACUUGUCGGGUCCAAUUCCGACAGGUACUCAGCUCCAAAGGUUUACUCCGUUUAGCUUUAUUGGCAAUGAGCUGUGUGGAGAUCCAUUAAACAAGAGCUGCGGAAUGGAGGGUGUCACCCCAAAAUUUGGGAAUGAAAAUGGAAAAGAAAGUGAGGGAGGAAGUAUUAUUGAUGGGUGGUUUUAUCUGAGCAUGGGAAUUGGGUUUGUGUUUGGGUUUUGGGGGAUUUGGGGUCCAUUGUUACUCAGUAAGGCUUGGAGAGUAAAGUACUUCUUGUCUGUAUGCCACAAACUCGCAUAG
Cucurbita moschata (crookneck pumpkin) is the source of this 2370-nucleotide messenger RNA. RefSeq names its product LRR receptor-like serine/threonine-protein kinase GSO1. The transcript has a single exon. The coding region runs from base 1 to 2370 and encodes 789 amino acids. Lineage: Eukaryota; Viridiplantae; Streptophyta; Magnoliopsida; Cucurbitales; Cucurbitaceae. The record is from RefSeq and is a predicted model, not a curated record. Gene Ontology annotation, molecular function: protein binding.